UCUCUCCGUUAUAUUAGCACGGAACAGAUUUAACGAUUAUCUCCCUCCGUUCCACCGGAAACUCAAAUUCUUCUUCUCUAAGAAAGCAAUUCUGAUGGGUUCUCGUUCAAAAUUAAGCUCCGGUAGCUUAUCUAUGAGAAGAACAAGAAGAUCUACCACUCACAAAAAAACAUGCAAAUCUCAAAAUCUUGUUGACGUUGACGGCGGUUCCGUUUCUGAAAAAUUGGAGGCUCUGAAGCAGUUAAUUCCAGCCAACAAUGGUGAAAUCAAAGCUGACCAGUUGUUCAAAGAAACUGCUGAUUACAUUGUUCUUCUCAGAACUCAGGUCUUCGUUUUACAGAAACUCGUCGAUUUUUAUGGAUCAAAUACCGAUCAAAAUCCUGUAUAGUAACAUUUAGCAGUUUUACCUCCCAAAAACUGAAAAACAGAAAGCAAAAAUAAAAAAAUUGCUUCAAUUUUCUUCUUUCUUUUCCGUUUGAGUUAAAUUAUUUUUCUCUUCUUUUAAUUAGAUUCAAGCUAUGUAAGGGUUAGGUGUGUUGCUGAAUUUCAGGAUUAAAUAGUUACUAGUAUGUCACAAAAGUCUUAAUUAA
Molecule: messenger RNA, 590 nt
Organism: Solanum verrucosum
Lineage: Eukaryota; Viridiplantae; Streptophyta; Magnoliopsida; Solanales; Solanaceae
Exons: 1
Coding region: 95-388 (97 amino acids)
Biological process (GO): regulation of DNA-templated transcription
Source: RefSeq, a predicted model, not a curated record